CGAUCUUCGAACACACGCCCAGCCUCAGCAUCAGCGCAUCUUUUUUUUUUUCCACGCGCCUCUCCCCUCCACCCUCGGCCCUGCGUGACGCGCACAAACACUGCCGGACCUCCCGAUCCUCGCGCUCUCCUCUCGCGCCUGCCUCGUUAUGCCUUUGAUCCCCGCCGGCCUGCCGCCAUGUCCGCUGCCGAUCGCUCCCUGCCGCCACUGCUGAUUCUCUUUCUGCCGUCUUCGCUGCUGAUCUGCCUGGAUGGACCGCUGAGAGCGGCGGCGGAGGGCGGAGGCCUGUCCUCACCCCCAUCUCCGCUCGAGGACAAUGGCGUCCCAGCCGCCGUGGGAGACACCUCAGCUCUGGCUACAGAAGCCCAGUUUUCCUUGAAGGUUCUGGUGAGAGACCUGGUGACCCGCCGGCCGCUGGCUGGGGCCUCCGUGGACGUCUACCUGAACCACACCUCAAAGAGUUCAGCCCAGACGGGGGAGGACGGGGAGGUCCUGCUCUGGGUGCCCUACAAUCCGGGUGUUAGUUUGACUCUGCUGGGCUAUAAGGAGGGGUAUGUACCCACCCCCCUGCCCUGGAGCACCACUAAGAGACCAAUUUUCUCCGCUGUGACGUUGCUGCUGCUCCCUCACAGUCAGGGAAACAUCUGGCUGUUUGAAGACUCGGUACUCAUCACCAGGAACUUACCUGACAGCUCAUCCCAACCUAAGGCCAAGUUCCCCAAGAACCUCCUCACAGUUUCUGAUAAAAGCAACAUCUCUUCACUGAUGGCAUACCUGACUGUGCCACAGCACCACCUGGCAAAGGACUGCACCAACUGCACCCCAGGGAUCAUCAGCAGUAAAUCUGUGCUCAGAAGCAUCGAGCUGAAGGCAGUAGCAGCAGUCAGCAUUCAGUUGUAUUCCGGCAGCCAGGAGCUUCAGGUCAGAGGACCCAUCCAAAUCAGCCUGCCGCUGGAACACAACACUCACUUGAGGUCCUCACACACAGUACCUGCCUGGGCAUUCAACCUGAAAACAGGCGCCUGGGAGAAUCACGGUCUGGGAAUAGUUAAAGCAGUUGGUGACGAACUGGUUUGGACAUACACUGCGUCCCAUCUGGGCUACUGGAUCGCUGCCCCCCACCCUUCGGCAAAAGGUACCUCAGAUUAUUUCGGACACAUAAAUUCUGUGGAUUUCAUCUCUUACCACACCUAUCUUUUGGUGGGAAUACUGGGAGGAACUCUUGCCAUAGUGAUUGGAUUCCUGUCCUUGCUUCUCUGUCACUGCGGCAGUUCCCGUAAAGAAGCCACAAGGAGGAGAAGGGCCCGCUUUUCCAAACUCACUGUAGUAAAAAAAGACCAGACAACCUCCACCCACACGGAGGAGGGUUUGCUUCUCCGAUCUGGUGACAACAGCCUUGCCUCCUGCAGCGUCCAGUGUGAACCUUCAUCCACACCCAGACACAAAGCCAACUACAACAUCUAUGUGGAGGAUCCGGGGAGUCUGACCGCAGCUCCUCCUUACGACAAUAUCACUUCAGAUCGGAUGAAGGCGACUCAGCCUCCGCCGCACUACAUCAACAAUGAGGACGUUGCUCGGAUAUGUGAGAAAGCAGAGCAAAAUCGGGCCAACAUGAACUCUGACAACUUCUUUCAAGACAAACUGGUUCACAUCUACAACCAGCCGGUGGCGAUUAUUCAAGCUCCUGAGCUGUUUGGUGCUCAGGAGCAGCAGCUUCCAGGGUGCAAGGCUGCCACUUUCCCCAGGAACGGAGCUGAAUACGACACUCAUUCUGAGCCUGCGAACAAAGACAACUACACCCAGACACUACCCAAAGUCCACUCUCAAGGCGGGAGCAGUCCACAGCAGGGCAAUCCGGAUGAGCCUCAGCCUCUGGAGACACCCCCACCAGGACAAGGUCCUACUGCUAGUGUCUGGGGACGCUAUAGUAACCUUCUGGAGUCCUCUGUAUCUGUGCCAGGGACUCUCAAUGAAGCGGCCGGUAUGGAGGCCUUCAGCAGUGGCCACAGCAGCGAGCUCCAGGGGAUUUCUGAACGCACCUUACUGGAACUGACUCGCGGCAAGUCCUCAUCGGCUCACCCCAGGGCUUGGUUUGUGUCUCUGGAUGGAAAACCAGCCGCCCAGGUUCGCCAUUCCAUCAUCGAGCUCCAGAGUCGCCACCGGCCACCAAGCAGCAACGACACCAGCCUGGACUCUGGCGUGGACAUGAAUGAGCCCCUGCAGAACAUCCGCGACAUGGAGCGUGACAGGCCAUCGAUGAGGGGCUCCUCCCUGCCGCAUCACGGCAGAGGCGGCCGUUACGUUGAGGAGCAAGACCUGAGCAGCAGCGAGAGCGGCACCACUGCCACUUGUACGCCAGAGGACCCUUCCCUAAGGAACAUUCUAGACGGGAGCAGUGGAGCUAUUCCCAAUAUUCCCGAAGAGCGGGACGGGAUGGAUACAUCCAGCGCACAAGAGGACAGCGAGUCGAAAGGUACACCACCACCUCGACGACUUCGGAAGGUGAGAGAAAGAGGGAAGGCAGAGAAGAGAAACACUAAGCACGUCCGGGAGGGAAGACCUUUGACCAAGAGAAGUUAGAGCUCACUUUAGACGUACACUUGAGUGACUGGAAUCAUGUUCUCAAAUUUGUGUUUACUUAGGCAAUGUUGUUGUCGAGUCCCGUGAUUGUACAACUUUGCCAAAGAAAGCAUAAGCUGACUGAAGAUGCGCGGCACAUCUACGGUGUUUCACAUUGAAUCCUGACGCAGGUGCCGUUUAACCCUCCCGUUAUAUUGUGGGUCAAAUUGACCCAUUUUAAAUUUCAAAAAUCUAAAGAAAACUGUUAAAAGUAGUUUUUUCUGUUUGGAAUUUCUUCUGUUUGACUUAAUAAGCAUAAAGAGCAUACGAGAUGAAAAUUGGUUAUUUUAUGUAGUUUUAACCCCCUUCACAUCUACAUAGAGGAGUCAAAUGUAGGUGUAAAAAGGGUCAAAAGUGAUACUAUUUGUUUGUUUGCAACUGUGAGACUAAUUUCACCUGAUACACAGACACACAAACACACACCCUCUCCCUUUUCUCUUUACCUCACUAGUAAACUGUGAGAAGCCUUUUCUGUUCUCAUGAGCAAAUCUGAUCCAUGUUGAGUGGACACAGAGGAGGGGGCAAACAUAUGAAUAUACAAAAACCUUAAACAUUGUACAAUGUAGUCGUUUUCAGAUUUUCAGUAUCCUUAAAAAGGGGUUGAGGGGCUAACAUAACCCCUGUGAUGGCUCUAGAAAGCAAGAACAUGUUGUGCUCAUGAACAAUUUGCACAAAAGUGUUGAAAUGAGCACUUGAAAGGACCAGAAAGAAAGUAUGACCCUUUACUACUAUGCUACCAAAGGAAGAAUAGACAACUUGGACAAGAUUACUAGGUCAUACAGCACACUGGCAGUAAAAAAAAGAAAAAAAUAUAUAUAAUUUUCAUGUAUAACCACUGAUUUUUCUUUGUAGGUUUUCCUAGUGGAUGUAAAAAAAAAUAAUGAAGAAAAUAUUGUUAUUGCCGUAAAUAUUGAUUGAAAUUGUCAGCAAUAAUCAGAUGUAAAAUUGUUUCGGAGAAAAUGUUUGGAUUCUGACACGACUACACUGAGAGGAUUACUGCUACAACGCAGAAUUGAACAUAACGGGAGGGUUAAGAGGUUUCUGCACCUCAUCCUGUCAUUUCCUCAAAUCUGAACAUCACCAGCGAGAUUCUUCAAAGCUAAUACAAUACGUAACCAUUCCCAGUGUUUGCAUUACAGAGGGUGCCUUUCUUACUGCCUGCAAUCACAAAAUGUAAUUAGUUUCCUUGUAUUUAUUGAAAAUCUGAAAUCUGUAGGAUGGACAGUUGUACCGAUCCUCACCACAAAUGCCUGCUUUAAAUUCAACAAGCUUUCCUAAUUCUCAGUACUCUCACUUGAUUUUUGAACAUACUGCCUCAAUAGGACUGCAACACUGAACUGGAGAAAGACUAACACACAAGUACAGAGCUGCCACAUGACUUUCACACGUGAUAUACGAUAUCUUAGGUCUGCAGUUGCUUUUAUUUGCAUGAAAAUGAAUGUUUCCUUUAGCGAGUGAACACAUAGAGCCACAGAGUAAAUAGGAGGUCAGAAUAGCUUUUAGACAACUCGGUGACCGAAUGUUUUUACUGUCAGGUCUUGCCAUACGACUCAGUGUUGCGCUGCCAAUUGUAACUAUUCCAAUUCUGGGAUUUUUACUCAACAGUUAGAGGAGCGAAGGAGCCGAUAUUUGUUUAUUUCCAAGUUUAGAAAUGUAUUCAGGGGAUCUACCUUAAUGGGUUUAUAUGCUUUAACGUAAAAAUAGGUUUUACUUUCAUCGUCCACUGAUCCAGUCAGGAUACUUUUAGGCCAGGAUCUUGAUACGUUUUCCACGUCGUGGUGCAUGAUUUGAAUGAUCGACUAUCAAACGGAGGGUUGAAGUCGACUAAAUGUUUUUAUGCUUUUGAACUGCCAAGGGAGCUAGUCACACACCUUAGUUUGCGAGUCGUGGAAAGCGAAAGCCGACGUCUUUCCUGUCAGUUGCUGCCGCGCAAAUUCAUGCAAACGCACAUCUUUGUGGUAGUUGUGAUAAAUGGGGGUGGGGGGAGUGUUAUAGUGGGUGGGUUAGGUUUCCUGAAAAGACCCAGUCUGAUCUGACUUAUGAGCUUAUAGGGCAGGCCAAAAGUUUGGAAGCACAAAACAGCAUAUUGGUAUACUUUGCAACAAGAUAACAUAAAGAGACUUUUAUUACAAUGUAUUUUGCUAUAUUUAUCAGGUGUUUGGAUUGAGCUGCUAUUUUCUUGAAAAUAAUUUUUGAAGAAAAGCAUUAAACAGUUGUUUCCAAACUUUUGGCAUGUCUGUAUAUUCUGAAAAAUACAUAGAGGACCAAUAGCAUCAAUUUAAGAUAGAAUCCUUAAAAGGAUUAAGAUGACAAACAUGUAGCUACCGUCACACUGUCAUCAGUCCUGGGAACAACUAGCCUCGGUAUGUAAAGUUACGAAGCCUUCAGAGACAUUUGAAACUGAUCAGGAUGAAACAGAAUAAUUCUCACCACAAAUGAAUAUUUCUUGCAAUUCAACUUCACCUUUAUAGUCUUCCAUUAUAGCUCUACUGCUACAUACUUUUAAUCAUGAUUGAUGCUCGAUUCCGUAUAUUCAAGUGUUAUCUUUUAUAUGUAAAUACCAUUUUCUGUGAGCACUAGUUUAAUGACGUCACCUUGUUUAUUUUUUUGGUUUCUAUUUGAAAGAAGGUGGAACAAUCUACUCAUGUUGUGUUAGUGUGACUUAUUUUAAGGUCGUCUCAGUGGACGGAGCCUUGUAAGACAUGUAGCUUGAUCACGAAUACACUUUCACUCACCGGUCAUCAGCUCGAAAACGCAACGUCUCCCUGCUUCUCUGGUGAGAUGAGAAGUAGUGUUCAACACUUUGUGCAGAUAUUCUUGUCGAGAACAAUAAACUUGUUGUCGCUCUG
Messenger RNA from Poecilia latipinna (sailfin molly), 5468 nucleotides. It is a transcript of the gene fam171b, whose product is annotated as family with sequence similarity 171 member B. The record is from RefSeq and is a predicted model, not a curated record. Lineage: Eukaryota; Metazoa; Chordata; Actinopteri; Cyprinodontiformes; Poeciliidae. The transcript has 8 exons. Bases 178 to 2580 code for a protein of 800 amino acids.